UGGAGUUCGGGCUCAAAUGACUCCCGCGUUGCUGCCACUUGUGUGCGGGACUAUCAUCCUCGCGCUGGUGUUGGCUCCUACUGUGCGCUGGCUACGUGUGUGGAUUGCAAUGAGGCACUUACCAGGACCGUCGAGGGUAGUGCCGUUCUGGUACCUCUUGAGGGUGACCUGGUCCAAAAGACACACCAGCUGGAGUGAUGUAACCACAGAAUUCUUCUCCGCACUUCGAGAGCUGUCCUCGCGCUACACAUCUCAAAAUUACAUGGUCUACAUGGGACUGGCGCCCGUUGUAAUCCUACAAACUCCGGAAGCUGCGGAGGCACUGCUCGCGAACAAGACGAAUAACCGGAAACCAUUUCUCUACAAAUUUCUUGAGGUGGCCUUGGGGCCUCGCAAUAUGCUGACAUCAUGUGGCGACAUCUGGCAGAGAAAGAGGAGACUAAUGGCGCCAUCGUUCCACGCCAAAUGCGCUGAACAGUUCUUGGUUCCUUUCAACGAGGAGGCCGACUGUCUACUGGAAAGGAUCACAAAAGAGGUCACAGGGGACAAGUGCCUUUUACCAAUGACGAGGCACAUCCGACACAGCUCGAUCCAGAGCAUAUUCGCUGCAGGAAUGGGAACGAGGAUCAAGAGUAGCAAAGUACGAGUGGUGUCAUCAAGCGCGCAUUUGAUAGAACUCAGCUUGGUGGGUCGUGCUUUUCGCCCGUGGACAUGGUACCAGUCUAUCUACGACUUGACUGCUGAAGGAAAGUGGUUCCGAGAAAGGGCAAGAGAACUGCAUGAAAUCGUUGCCGAGGUGGUUGACGAACGGAGAGCUCUGGAUGUUGAAGAAUCCCCGCCUGACAUCCUGACAGCAGGGAGAGAAGGAAUAAGAUCGGAACACGGUUACCGUACUUGCCUGGAUGUCAUCCUAGAGAAGACGAGGAACGAUGAUUGUAGCAGUGAAGAGAUACUCCAUGACAUGAAUCUAAUGAUAGGUGCCGCAUACGAAACGACGACAACAGCUGCUGUGCUUUGCUUGUAUCUCGUAUCGCUAGAUCCAGAAGUACAGCGAAAGAUACAGGACGAACAGGACGCGAUAUUUGCCGGCGACAUUGACCGGGAUGUUACUAUGGCGGACAUCGAAGAAAUGACAUACCUCAGUUGCUGUUUAAAGGAAACACUGCGCUUGUUCCCGUCGCUACCAUUCAUCGCAAGGGUCCUGGAUCACGAUUUAACCAUAGAAGGACAUGUUAUUCCCAAGGGCGUAAUAUGCGCAGUUAACAUCUUUCAGCUCCAUCGAGACAGCACCACGUUUCACGACCCCGAGGAAUUUAUUCCAGAUCGUUUCAUGAACUGUAACGAAAAACAGUGGCAUCCUUACGCUUACAUUCCAUUUUCUAGUGGUCCACGAAAAUGCAUAGGUCAAAGCUUUUCCUACGUAGAAAUCAAGGUUUUUCUGUCAAAGCUAUUCAGGCGUUUUACUUUCGUGGCGCAAAAACCUUUAGAAGAAAUAAAGUUCAAGUUUGAAGUGGUCCUGAAAGUCAAAGAUGGAAUCCAUGUAUGGGCCUCAAGGAGGAAUAGGAGAAGUCAAUGCGUCACUUCCCCGCCCUUGUGGGUCGACGACCUUGAAAAAGUCCAAAAGAGCUCUUUGGAUGAGCUUCCGACGAUGGAGGUCGCCACGGGGAUACACAAUCUCCUCGAGUUCAGGCGUGCAGUGUGGGCAUCCAGGGCUAGGGGUACGGCCGAGCUUGAAGACGUGGGUGCGUGUGUAGGCACUUUCGAGAACAGAUGCGGAGGGAAGGAGGGAAGCCUGGGCCCUGGAGAGGCCACCCGCGUAGCACAGAGUGGUGGUGCAGAUCCGUCUCUCGUGCGCUUAAAUGGUGAAAAGUAUCUGUCUUUCUGCAUAACGGCGAUGGCGAUGCUGGAAACGGUUGCUGCCCGCAUCGGUUCGGGAUUGCGAGGAGCAGAGCUUCAGCCUCUGUCCCAUUUCACGUGGGUACUCGUUUUCCUCCUUCUUCUGUACCCAGUAUCGCAAUGGCUUCGUGUGUUGAUUUGCUUGCGACACUUUCCCGGCCCUUCGAGGAUUGUGCCUUUCUGGUAUACGCUGUCGGCUUACUGGUCUAAGCGCAAGACGGAAGUGCGUGGCAUGACGACGGCAUUGUUCGACGUCGUGAGAGACUUGUCCUCAAGGUACAAGGACCGAAAUUACUGUGGAUACCUUGGCUUUGUUCCCAUUGUAGUACUUCAAACUCCGGAAGCCGCAGAGUCACUGCUUGGAAACAAAACGAAUAACAGAAAGCCCUUUCCCUAUAACUUCCUGAAGCCUUGGAUGGGAUCCCGCAACACCUUGACUUCGUCCGGCGAAGUGUGGCAAAAGAAGCGGAAGCUCAUAGCAACAUCCUUCAACGCUCAACACUCCCAGCCAUUUCUGGCAGCGUUUAAUCGUGAAGCGAAUUCCCUACUCGAGAAGGUGGUCACUGAAGUCAGCGCCAAUUCGCUGAUUUCCAUCAACAAAUGCAUCAAGUUCAGCCCACUCAAAUGCACGCUCUCUGCAGGAAUGGGCGUCACACUCGAAGAGGACAAAGUGCAUCUACUUUCCGCAUGCAUGCACUUGAUGGAAUUUAGCCUCAUGGUUCGUUUUUUUCGACCUUGGACGUGGUAUCAGAGUAUCUAUGACGUCACAAGAGAGGGAAAGUGGUUUGGAGAAAUGGCACGCACGGCUCAGGGCAUAUGCAACGAAGUUCAAGAAGAGCGCAAGAAAAUACAAUCGGAAUCAGAGAAGUUUCAGGGAGAUUCACCUAAAUACAUACACAGAACUUAUUUGGACGUGCUUUUGGAAAAACACAAUGCUGACGCGAGCUAUUCAACAAAUGAGAUCACAGGUGACAUGAUCUUCAUGUUUACAGCAGGAAAUGAGACGACGGUGGCCAGUCUCAUGGUGUGCUUGUACCUGGUGUCUCUGCACCCGGAUGUGCAAAGAAAAAUACAAGAAGAACAGGACGCAAUAUUUGCCACAGAUGUUGACAGAGACGUCACCAUUGAGGAUAUUCAGAAGAUGACCUACCUCACUUGUGCCCUGAAGGAGUCCAUGCGUCUUCUGCCGCCAGUUCCCUGCAUUGCGAGAACCCUGGACCAAGACCUAACAAUAGACGGGCACGUCGUCCCGAAAGGUGUCACGUGUGUCGUUGAUAUCUUCGGUCUCCAUCACAACGCCACUUCCUUCCACGAUCCCGAAAAGUUCAUCCCCGAACGUUUCAUGGAUGAGAACGACAAAAGGUGGCACCCAUUCUCUUAUAUUCCUUUUUCAGGCGGACCUAGGAAGUGCCUCGGUCCCACGUUUUCCUAUAUGGAGAUGAAGGUACUGCUGUCGAAACUCUUCAGGCAUUUUAACUUCAAGGCGGAGAAACCACUGGACCAAAUAAAAUUUGCUCUGGAAUUAGUAAUUAAAGUCAAAGGUGGAAUCUACGUGUGGGCCUCAAGAAGAAAGCCGGUAGAGACAUACUGUCCCAAUCCUAGUGCCGCUGUGCAAAAGGCGGGAUGAGUCAGCAGAAUCAGUGCAGCAAUGACGAACUGUUCAUAUCAGCACGCUGAAGAACGUGAAAUGCGUCUAGAUUGCCAACAAUGUUUCUGCCAUGUUUUCGUUUGUUUGUUUGUUCGUUUUAGUUGUUUUUGCCACGUAUUACUGCGCAU
This is a messenger RNA of Ornithodoros turicata, 3672 nucleotides long. RefSeq lists its product as uncharacterized. The transcript has 24 exons. The record is from RefSeq and is a predicted model, not a curated record. Bases 17 to 3523 code for a protein of 1168 amino acids. Gene Ontology annotation, molecular function: oxidoreductase activity, acting on paired donors, with incorporation or reduction of molecular oxygen; iron ion binding; heme binding. NCBI's taxonomy places the organism in Eukaryota, Metazoa, Arthropoda, Arachnida, Ixodida, Argasidae.